This is a messenger RNA of Rhizoctonia solani, 2190 nucleotides long. RefSeq names its product glycosyltransferase family 20 protein. The coding region runs from base 1 to 2190 and encodes 729 amino acids. NCBI's taxonomy places the organism in Eukaryota, Fungi, Basidiomycota, Agaricomycetes, Cantharellales, Ceratobasidiaceae. Gene Ontology annotation, molecular function: glycosyltransferase activity. The record is from RefSeq and is a predicted model, not a curated record. The transcript has 9 exons.
AUGUCCGAGUUCCAGAGCAAACCAUCGACUGUCACCAAGCGCAGGCUUAGCGGCUUUGGGGGCACUACCACCUCCACCGCGUCCCCCCGCCAUGCCCACGCACAGCUUACACCUAUGUAUGCGGGUAUCGCCGCUAAUAUACUAUCAGAUGGUCUCACCGUUGAAGUCGGAAUCUCCAUUCACGACGGCUCGUAUACCAUCGACUACUGCACUGACAAGAUCAAGUGCACUCAACACCCGUCCAAAGCCCCAGGCGUGGUUGAGAACUACGUAAUCAAGUCAAUCAUGCAAUUUUCCACCGACCAUAUGCUCAAGUUUGUUGCCUGCGGUCUCACGCAAUUCCUGGCCGACCUCGCACCGAACUUGUGCAACCGUCUAUGGCUCGAGCUCGACAUGGUCCCCAUGCUCUUCCCCGUGCGUUUGACCAACAAGCCUCUGAGGCCCGGUCUCCCACUCUCUCGGACUGGCACUACCCCGGGUCCCGAAGGCGGGGCAGAACAACCCAAGGAAGAGUCAUUGCUCAAGUCUGUCACAGACACACUCAAGGGGACUUCGCUCAACGUCGCUGGUAAAGCGACCCCUCGUGCAGUCGACGAACAGGCCGACUCGGCCGUCCGGAAGUGUGUUAUGUACUUUGGUCCUACUCACAACCCUCGUUUGUCGAUUGGUUAUCGUAAUGAAGUCGAGGUCGAUGCGGCUGGCAAGAUCCACUUGCUCGAUGGAUUGGAUGUCUACCGCAAGACGUGUCGCCAACCUACCUGGAACGCGGUGAUGCACUAUGCGAAUGACCUCAGGGACCGUGGAGUAAAGCUUGGCUUCUUUUCGAGUACCCCACAGGGUGGGGGUGUCGCCCUCAUGCGACACGCCUUGAUUCGAUUCUUGACUAUUGUUGGAGUCGAUUGCAAGUGGUAUGUGCCGAAGCCGUCGCCAGCGGUGUUCCGUACGACCAAGAACAACCACAACAUCCUGCAAGGUGUUUCUGCGCCAGACGUCCGUUUGACCAAGGAACGCCAGGAAGAAUUCACCGCCUGGAUCGAGUAUAAUGCCCACCGGUACUGGGUGAGCGAAGGUGGUCCGCUGGCACCUGGGGGUGUAGAUGUCGCGUUUAUCGAUGAUCCUCAGAUGCCCGGCCUCAUCCCACUCAUCAAGAAAGUCCGACCGGACCUGCCGAUCAUCUAUCGAUCGCAUAUCGAAAUCCGUUCCGAUCUCGUGCACAAGGAAGGUUCGCCCCAAGCAGAAGUAUGGAAGUACUUGUGGGACAGGAUCCAGCAUUGCGAUUUGUUCAUCAGCCACCCUGUGAACAAGUUUGUGCCCAAGGAAGUUCCGGCUGAAAAGUUGACGCUCUUGGGUGCGAGCACUGAUUGGCUGGACGGUCUCGGUAAACCACUCGGAGACUGGGAUCUCGACUACUACAUGAACCUCUUCCGUCGCCAAUGCGGUGAAAUUCGCCAGAACCGGUUGCACUGGCCCGACCGUCUGUACAUUGCGCAGAUCGCGCGCUUUGACCCGUCCAAGGGUAUCCCGGAUGUGAUCGAUUCGUUCUGCAAGUUGAGGAGACGACUAGACGAGGUCUUGCCCGCGAAUCGGACGCCUCAGCUUUUGAUCUGCGGACAUGGAGCGAUUGAUGAUCCCGAUGCGAGCAUCAUUUUUGACGAAACGAUGGCACUGCUCGAGAGACCAGAGUACGCACCUUACUCCAACGAUAUUGUCGUAAUGAGGAUCGGACCAAGCGACCAAAUGUUGAAUGCCCUUCUCUCAAACGCCACCGUCGUCCUCCAACUUUCCCUCCGCGAAGGUUUCGAAGUCAAAGUCUCCGAAGCACUUCACCACGGAAAGCCGGUAAUCGCGACACGGGCAGGAGGAAUCCCUCUCCAGAUCCAACACGGCAAAUCCGGAUACCUCGUCGACGUCGGGGACACCCAGGCCGUCGCGAACCACUUGUACGAUCUCUGGACGGACCGCGAGCUCUACAGCCGCAUGUCCGAGUUUGCGCGGAACAAUGUGUCGGACGAGGUCGGGACCUUGGGGAACGCGUUGAGUUGGCUGUAUUUGGGUAGUAAGUUUAGUAAAGGCGAGUUUAUCAAGCCCAACGGUCAGUGGUUGAACGAUCUUGCGCGCGAGGAGGCUGGGGAGCCGUACAAGGAGGGAGAGCCGAGGUUGCCUCGGGCUGGGUUGAAUGUGGUUGGGUAG